AGGGCAGCUGCACUGAUAGUUGAGUGUAAAGAUCUUCAGUCACACACACAUCACAUCUGGAAGUGUGAAGCUGCUCUCAUCCACUCAUCGGCCUUCUGUUACUCCACAGUCAUGUUGAUCUUACUCGCUGCCAUCUUCCUUCUCCACAUCGCCUGCAUCUGUCUGCUGCUGGCCGCCACCAUUCAUAACGCCUGGUGGAUGACCGACACGACGUCCACUGAUAUUUGGUCUCGCUGGAUACUGACUCCUGCUGGAAACUGGAACUACACUGAUAUUCCUGCUUUAUAUCCUAAAGAGUAUCUGCAGGCGGUCCAGGCCAGCUCUGUGCUCGCAUGCAUCUUCUGCAUCCUGGGCCUGUUCGUGUUCGUGGCUCAGCUCUACACACUACCUAAAGGGAAGCGCUUCCUGUUCACCGGAGCAUUCCAGCUGCUGGCCUGGCUGUGCAUCAUGAUCGCGGCCUCCAUCUACACAGAGAUCUUCCAUAAAGACAAGGACCCGGGCUGGUACGGAGCCUCCUUCAUCCUGGCCUGGAUCUCCGUCUGUCUCACCUUCAUCUCCUGCAUCACCUACUUCGUCCUGCGCAAGAAGACGGCGUGAAGAGCACACACAUCAGCAGAUGUUCAAACACUCGCCAGAUGAUGAUCCUCUGAUCUCAGACCUGCUCGCCUCGGCCUCCAGUGUCUCAGAUCAACAUUAUAUAGCUGAAUGUAAUCUUAGUGAGAGUCCGUGUCCAAAUAUGUUAUGGUUUUGUUGUAAAUGUCAUGUUUUCUCAAUAUUUUAAUGCUAGUCAUUGGUGCGGGCUGUUUUACGGUCAUGUGACACGCACGACAAGCCCAGUUUAGCACUGUUACGGAUGAUUAUUAUAAUACACUACCUGACUGUUUGUUUCUGUGUUCAUCAUGUGUCCUGUACUAUCCAUCUGAUCCACCCAUGCUGUCACUGCAAAUAUCAUCACCAUCACAACUUCAAAUAAUGACUUGAUUUGAUUAUGAUCUUGCUCUUUUAAGUUAAAUCACCUCACAAUACAUGUUAACCAACAACGUGCGCUGAGUUGGUAAUCAUCCUUUGUUUUAGUGAUCAAGUCUUGUCAUCACUUAAGAAAUUCUGAAGACAAAAUAUAUUUUUCAAAUAAAUAAAUAAAAGACAUAUAUGCUGAA
This is a messenger RNA of Carassius gibelio (silver crucian carp), 1157 nucleotides long. RefSeq names its product peripheral myelin protein 22-like. The coding region runs from base 112 to 597 and encodes 161 amino acids. The record is from RefSeq and is a predicted model, not a curated record. Lineage: Eukaryota; Metazoa; Chordata; Actinopteri; Cypriniformes; Cyprinidae. The transcript has 5 exons. Gene Ontology annotation, cellular component: plasma membrane.